Didymella exigua CBS 183.55 is the source of this 1031-nucleotide messenger RNA. RefSeq lists its product as uncharacterized. Lineage: Eukaryota; Fungi; Ascomycota; Dothideomycetes; Pleosporales; Didymellaceae. The transcript has a single exon. The record is from RefSeq and is a predicted model, not a curated record. The coding region runs from base 124 to 957 and encodes 277 amino acids.
GUACCGCUCACUUUCUUUCGCCAACGAGCGAAGCUACGAAUCUCACCGUCACACUCACCGGUACGGCGAACUAGCGAUCGCCAAGAUAAUAGCAACGAACAGGAACUCGUCCACGCCGGCACCAUGGCACAACUCACACCCAUCUCGUCUCGCAAACGUCCCUUGCCGGACGACGAAGCAAAACCACAUGGCUCCAGCACAUGCGAAAUCGGAUCUCGAAAGCGUCAGUGUGCUUCGUCAUCGGGUACAGACUCACCGUCAGGCCUCCGUCUCUCGAUACCCGGCGAAGAUACUCCCUUGACCCCACCACUCAGCGCUGAAGGGGCGGCUACUAUGAAAUUGAGACUCAUCAUACCGCAACAAAAGACCGACCGCGAACAUCAGAGGAAGAUCAAUAGGCGUAGAGCUGAUGCAGAGCGCUGGAAGCCUAAGCUACAGCGUCCAUAUCCUAAGUCGGGCGAAAUCAAGACCGCCUACCCACUCAAACUGAUGCGACAUUACCCUGAUGCGAGCACAUCCACCCAGCCAAACUUUGUCAGGCCGAGGAUCGACGAGUCCGCUCGUGUGUCUCGUCUAUUGCAGCAAUUCCCUAUCAUGAACACCGAACACGCGGAUGAGAUUGGCUACGAGGAGCGUUCACCCAGUGCGGCUUCACCUGUUGAUCAAGCAAUACCAUUAAGCACACGCAGGGAGAAGUUGAAGGAGACUCGAUCCGCGCACGUGGGAUUACAGGCGAACAAGCAGAUUACCAGGAGCGAGGAAGUCCAGCGACUAGCAUGGCAGUCGUUUUCACUACCUGAGAAGGGCCGCAUUGACCGCGGGCGCGAGGCGAUGAUGCAGUCUGGCCUGAUCACAGAUGAUCUGAAUUUGGAGGCUGCCGGUGAGCGGAACCAGCUGCCUCAAUGGAAGAAGCGUUGCACAGGACGCUUCGCUAAGGGGCAUCAAGCAGCAGGGUAGAGACUCGCUGCUGAACGUGCUGCCGGGCAACUCUGUAGAAUAGCCUUAUGCCUCAGUGAGAUGCGAUUGAACUG